CACAAUUAGAAUUUGAUUCUUCAAUUAAUUUUGCAAUGCCAGAUUUUAUCUGCGGUAGAAAGCGGUCUAAACCUUGUUUGCGAAUGACUCUUUCGUUCUUUCACACACGUACUUAUCUAUAUAUCCUAAGAUAUCAUAUAAUAUCUAUUUUUAAUUAUUUGAUAUGGAUUGCCGUUGGGUAUUGCAAAUGAAAUCAGUGUCGUUCUCCGCGUCGCGACGGUGAGCCGCUAAAGAAGAGUCGUGGGCGCGUUACGGUACUUGAAAGAUGUACCGAGAAUCGUAAUUAAUACUCUUCAGUAUUAAUUUUCGUGGCGACAUUUUAACGAAGUAUUUAAGAUCUGUUUCUCAAUCCCUAGACUUGAGUGACGAGCGAACGAACGGGCGAUCGGAGGGAGACUCGUCGCCUUAAGGCAGCGCGAAGGCGCUCGGACUUAAAUUUUCUCACAAUUUGACAAGUCGAAUCCUGCCGGCAAUCGAAACGUAGUAGGCCUGGCGACACAUGGAUCUGUAGGAAUCGAGGAGGAGAGGUUCGCCAGGGAGGAAAACGACUUUGCGUUCUCGAGCUCGUCGCUCGAGUUUUAUACGAGCGGACUGUCACAUGCUUCGAGCAGCGAUAACGAGGCACUGUCGUCGUGAGCGGCGCGAGAGCAAGUCGACAAGAUAAGAAUUGCCAGUGGCGGUAGAUCGGAUUCGUUCUGACCAUCGCCGUUGUAGCAGCUUCGCGGGUUCGGCGGUACCGGUGGUGGUUUAUCGGUAGCCGCUGGCAGAGGCGACAGCGGCGGCAGCGACGGCAGUGAUUGUUAUCGGGGAGCCUGUUAGAUCCGGGGUUACCGCUCUCCAUCGUUUCGUGAAGGCUCCCCGAGGCUCCCGAGCUUCCCCGCGGAAGGCUACGAACUGGUGGUCAAUCGCGAAUACGUGGGGAUGUUAUGUAAGCCAUACUCGCGCUCGGUAAACACAUUCGACACUCCCGCGUCGGGAUCGGAUUUGCGAGGCGCCGCAAUGUUGCACAGUCGCGAUGGUCUGAUCGCAAAAACAUUGAUUAAAUGAAGUCGAGUAAAAUGCUCUUUUUUUUAAGUUGUGGUCUAUUGAUUCGUUUUCGCAAAGCGUUUGAAUUAAAAUGUCACUGAGACGCCGUUUCUCUUUGUAUGUCACGUAUAUAAUGUCCGUUCUCCCCGACUAUGUACUGCAAAUGUGAAGCAAAUUCUAAUUGUCAGCGUAGAGAGUAUACCGGGCACACAGUCUCCGACCUUCGAGCGACGUACGAGACGAGACGUAUCGAUUAUGCAUCUCAACGCGUGUUGGCUUACACAGCGCGACGUGAGGAAUCCCGGUCUUUCAGGUGAUCAAGUUACCUGGUCGAAGGAUGCACGUCAAAGGCGGCACGAGGACAAUCUGUGCGCGUGGCUGAGCUUGGACGAGGCGAGUUACGAGGAAGAUGCGCGGCUGAAGACCGAGGAGCCGGAGGAGGAGGACGAGAAGGAGCGUGACGAACGAGCUCCAGGGAUGUCUACGGUGUCGAUCAAUAAGCUGCAAGUUCUAUGGGACCACUUCAUCCACGCCGAGCCCCAGAGUUACGAGAAAUCGUCCUGGCUUGAUAUAUUUCUAGCGGAGUUGCUCGCGCAAAUUAAAGAGGGCAAAGACGUGAAGGAUGUUCUGUCUUGUUGUUCGGUCGGCGUUGGCGGUGUGUCGACCCUCGUGGCCUGCGAAUUGCUCUCGGACGUGCACGAGUUGUGCGGGAACAGGAACGACGGCGGCGAGCUGAUCGGACUGCGAAAGUACCUGGUCCAGGAUCGCGGCUGGCGUUAUCUGGCGGUGCUGCAUCUGCUGGGUGUACGCGGUCUGUCCUGCGGUCGCGAACUGGUCGCGCUGCUGGUCGCUCUCUAUCAAGUCGCGUUCCAAGAAGGGGCCGAUUCGGGCGCCGACCUUACCACCGCGUCGCAAAAGUCCGACGGCAGGUCGUCGACACGUAACCAGUAUAUAAGAUUUCACUGUAACGACAACACUGUCGACACGGUGAAUAUCGUGCUGCAUGCGAAACGCAAGAGCGCUAAAAGCUCCGGCCGCAGGCGUCUCUCCCACGAGGGCGGCGAUACACCGUCGCGCAGGCGAUUCGCGCGCCGACAUGCCGUCGGCGCGGCGAGGAUCCAUCAGACCGCCGGUCACAGGCAGAAGCAACCGUCGUCGGUUCUGGAAGCGAGACGCAACACGCCGGAGGACGAGACGAGCAGCGAGUGCGAGCCGUCGACGGACGGCGUCGAUCCGGCGCGUUCUCUCACGCUGAAGAUCCGCCUGAAUCCGAUGGACUUUGAAUACUUCACGUCGAUCGUCAGGAGCGACGAGGAGCAGAAGUGGCAGGCCGAGCUGUACGAGCUGCCGCCUCGUCCCGUGAGGAAAACGCCGCGCGAUUACAUCGACGAGAGGAUCCGCGACGUGCUGGACGCCGAUAUCAGCAACUUCGAGAUUAGUUUGCUGAUCGUACAGCUGCUGCAGGGCUUGCGCGACUACGAUACGCCCGCCGAGCAAACGCCCGCCGUGCAGGUCCUGAAAUUCGCCCUGGACACGCUAUGGUCGCUGCAGUUCGGCAUAGACGGCAGCGGUUUGAAUGGCACGGAAAGCGCGACCCUGAAGGCAGCGGCUGCCAGGCUGAUGCUGACGGCUCUGGAGCGCGCUUUAAGGGCCGACGAGCCUACCACGGCGGUGAUUCACAACGGCCUGCUGCCGAUGACCCUCAGAUUGCUGGAGAACGCCUGCGGCAAGCCGGUGAACGCGCUGGAGCCGGAGGAGGGCUCGCUGCUGCAGGAAUUCAUCUUCGCUACCAUCUACGGGAUCGUCACGUUUCUCUAUUGUCUGCUGCACCAACGUGGCGGCAGCGUCGACAAGCUGUCGGAUUUCCUCGAGCUGUUUCGGCUGUUCGUCGAGAGUCAGGACGGCAGGCUCGUCGAGAGGACGAUAUUCGCGAUCGUCGAUCUGCCCAGCGUUGACCCGACGAGGUCGAUAGCGCGGGCCGAGAAGAUAAUCGACAUAAUAGGCGCGCUGACCAGCGGACUGAAGCGCGUCCGUCGCGACCUCUCGCAUGCCACACAGUGCCACAGGACCAAGCACAAAUCUUGCAUCGACCACGUUCAGAGUCACCACCACUCGGACGUGCUCGGGGCGCCGUACUCCCAGUCUAUCGUCGGCGUGGCCGACAAACAGGCGUGCUGCGUCUCCUCGUUGUUCGCGACGCUCACGAGCCUGCUAAAGGAAUCUCAUCUAUUCGCGAGCGAGCUGCAGGUGAAACUGAUCGGAAUAAUCACCGCCGCGGGCACGUGCUGUUGCCUCCCGCCCAAGACACUCCUCUCGAGCGUUGUCGCCUGCCUCCGGAAACGCGACCCCUCGACGUACGCGCCAGCCGUCGCGUUCCUGGAGCGUACUCUCUUCAGAGAACUGGGCGCUUACUCGACGACGGAUACGUGCGACACUUGCGACAGACCGGUUAAUUAUUCGUGGAACUUUCUGGAGUUGUACAUCGAUUUGCUGAGCCCUGACGAUCCGAGACUCUGUUACAUCGUCAUGGCGCAUCUGCUGAAGGUCACACCCGGCUCCCGCUUUCACGUCAGGGAGCAACUGCUCUUCAGAGUCUUCUACCCGACUUUCCUGCGCGCGAAAGCGCGCUACACAGCCGAUAAAGGCAACGCGACGGCGAGGUUCCUCCUGCAGUCUAGCAUGUCCGUUAUAUCGUGUUUGAUCGUGAAUCUGAAGAUGUGCGAGAAAUUCAUGGAGACAAACGGACUGCACGAGAUACUGUCUCUAAUAGCGGACGCGGCAUUCACCAGGAGCGUUUACGCUCUACUUGAAGUCACCGUGACUGUAGAGAUCUGGAGGGUUUGUAAGGAACUCAACGGUACGGAGAGCAUUGAGGCGCCGGCUACCAAGUUCCUCUUUGAGACCCUCGACAGAGAAACGAACGGAUUGCUCGCCAGCUUGCAGUGCCUCAAGGAACUGCGAGUGGACCAGCAGGGCGAGAAGGAGCUGCCCGAUGUGCGUUCUGACUAUCAAAGCGCUGAGUUGUCUGCUCUGAAAGAUUCGAGGCCGCAGACCGCUGAGGUGGCGGCUGAAGGUCUCGAUGAUACAACUCUACCGCAACUGCCUGAAAGUGAUAUUCAUCGCGAACAACCAGAGAGCAAGACUGACACGACAAAUGCCGCAGCGAUUCCCAAUUCGUUCGAGAAGUCUCACUUUGUUAUCGAGGAACCUGCCGAAGUGUGCGACGAUGCGCCGUACAACAGGUGCGGCCUGCAUCAAGCUAGUGCAGCGUGGAGGGCCGCCGCGGGAGUAGCGCUGUGCAGCCCGAAAUUCCGCACUGAGCUGUCGGCGCACUCGGUAUCCAGGAGAUCGUUGCGUUUGUUCAAGUUGCUAACUGUGGGCAUCGCCACGGACAGUAUUGAAGAUAAGCCGGCGCACAAGCUCUUCGAGGCCCUGAUUACGUGCUGCCUGAUAUCUCCGUUGUAUGAUUGCGAUAUUGUCAUGGAGUUAGCAAAGACGCUGAUGAGCACCGGAAUAACCCUCGGCCGUGGAGUAGCUGUGAUAGUGGACGCGAUGUUGAAGGUCUCUAUGCUGAAGCCGGCGCAGGAAAACAGCAUACAGCAACAAUCGCGUCCCAGACUACCAACCGUGUCGUUGGAGACUCUACCGGAUUACGGCGCGGAAGACAGCAGUACCGGCGAAUAUGUGACCGCUGACGAUGGAUACGAAGCGGACAUUGAAGUGCCUGGGAAAAAUACCAACAACAACGCCCCCAAGAAAAGCAGCAGCCCUCUUGGACCUGUGAUAGAGCCGAGGGGUCACGCCAAUGCGCAUCCUGCUCUGUGUUCAUUGGCAAUAGACCUUUUAAUUCAUUUCAGCGAACAGGGCUUAGAUUUCGAGAGAGGAUCGAUAAUAACUGGUGGAUUACGAAGGGUCACUCUCACUUGCCGAGAAAGUGUCUCGAGUUGUGCCGCCCUCGCGGCCUCGGGAACCAUUAUGAAGAUACUGAAUGGUUUUAAAGGUGUAUUUACGGAUAACGAUCCGCGAUAUCGAGACCUGCAGCACGCGGCGUUGGAAGUUUUCACAUUAUUGGCGACACAGUCAAUCUCACCGACGGAGUUAGUUGCGUAUCUGUCGUUUUUCAAAGUGAAGAAACCGCCGCUGUUGCCCUUGCUGGAGCCAUUGUAUCACUUGGUGCUGGCCGCGCGGCCUCAGCCAAAUUUCAUCCUGUCGUUCCCCGCGCAAUACGACGUGAAGACGUCGCCGAAGAUCCAGACGGAGGAGCAUAAGAAUUUGGAGAAAGCUGAGAACCUCGUGAACAAUUUUCGAAAGAAGCAUCUUGCCGCGGGAAUUUGCAGUCCAUGGUCCGUGCAUGCAACGUGCCUGCCCGUCGGGCCGGAACUUGCUUGGUCGGUGUGGCUGCACGGUUGCUCCGCUUCAAUGUGGUUGAGGAUAGAAAGGGGACUAUCAGUCGGCGGACGUACGACUGCUCAUAGCACUUCUCCGUUGCUUAAUUCGGAUAGCGAGAGUCUGUCAGACUGGGGCAUUCUUUCUGAUGAUUGGAGUCGGGACGAUGAAAUAUCGAUACUUGUUCCAGUCGUGGCAGGUUCUGUGUCGCCACCCAUGCCAACGUCAAUAAUACAUUUGAUGUCCAUUGGAUUCGAGUCGUUGGUUUUGGAAACCUGGCUCGAUCUGAGAUCAGAUAAAUUAAUCUUACGACUCACUCGACCGGACGAUAAGAUAAACCGAACGAUCUCCGAAACUUCGAUAAACGGCAUGCUUCCUUCGGGAUGCUGGCAUCAUUUGACGUUAAACAUUAAAGAUACUGUCUUGAAUAAGCGCAGUGCUGUGGUUGAAGUUACGCUCUGGGUGGACGGUUGGAAAGAGGUCAAUGCUCAAUUACCGUUUGACGGUUUACUGGUGAGAAAGCCUGGUACUACGUGUAUUUUGUUAGGUCAAAUUGGCUCGAGCAGUAUUGGCGCUUGGUACCUUGGGAAUUUAAUGAUUUUCAGAUGUCCAGUAUUUACGAAAGAGCGUGCAUUGCAUCUGGCUGGUCUCGGGCCGAACUACACCAACUUGGCGGAUUGUAUUUUAAACACUGUGAAACCUGACUUUGCACCCCUCAUUGCGUCCGGCGCAUUGAAUGGCGUUCGUGAAGUCAGAUACGAAGGAGGUAAAUUUGAUUUGAGCCGGCGAAAAUCGUACGGUGGCACUUUUCUGAGGCACGCCGUCGAGACGGUGGUAUCAGAAUCGAAAAUCGACUGGGACGUCGUUAUGGACGUGACAAACUCGCAUCUUGGGGAACUGCAAGAUAAUUUGCUUCUCAGUUACGAGGCUCAAAAUCCUAACGUCCUACACUUGUAUCCUCAAGCUGUCGCUAAUCCUGCUGUUGUUGUGAGAAGUAUCUUUCCGGGCCAACCAGGUUUCAGAGUAGUUUCGGUCCCGGAGCACAAAGUAUCGCAGCAACCGCCUCUAUCGAUAUCUCCGAUUGUAUCUACUCGCUUAGAGAGCCAGCAAUAUCGAGGCCUCGUACCCGCGGCAAUUCUAGUGGGCGGUGUACCAGUGUUUUCAUAUCUUUUUGCGAGAGUGGUCGAAUUAAGCUCCACCGAGGAAGAACAAGCCCUGGCUCUGUCCAUAAUCCUGCAUCUUGUCCGCAGUGAUUCAGAACUUCUGAACCAAUACCGAUCGGACGGCGGGACGUCACUGAUUCUGCGUGUUCUAGAAUCGUCUAGGUGCCACGCAGGGAGACACAUUCUAAAGGCGAUACUGGACGCGGCAUGCGACAGCUCCAUCAUUAUCAAAGAUAUCGGCAGCGGUAACCAUUCAGUCUCACAGAAUUGCGAAGCCGUCAUCAUAGACCCGGGGCUGAUCAAAGGCGCUCUUACCGCGUGGAGAGCGUGGGUUAAAUACGACACGUUGAAUUUACUGUUGCAAGCGUUACUACUCUUAUUGCGAGACCAACAUUCGCAUCGUGAAUUCAACGCGUCGCAGUUAAACAGGGUCGGUGUCGUGGAUACGAUUCUUACUUUGUGUAAGGAACACUUUAUGUACGAAAUGCACGAAGAGGAGAAUACCGUGUUGGAUUCGAAUACCGGAAUUGCCAUUGUAGAACUGAUGCGCGCCUUAAUGGGUGCACCGCCCGAAUUUGCUCAUUUGGUCGCCAUCACCGAUUACCUGGUCCUCGUUCAUCAAGCCUCAGAGACUUACGUCACUCACUCGCGACAUAAUAUCUAUUUUAUGCUGCCACAACUCAAGGAGAGGAAUACGAGCUCGAGAAGGAGCGAUACUGCCAUUUCCGACGACUCGAUAGGCAUGGUGGAGAACAGCAAACUGAACAAGGCGUUAACAAACGAGCAGAUUCAAAAAACGCGAAGUCCUAAGAAGAAGGACCGCAAAAACGUGCUGUCGUCGGAUAAUACUAGUGCGGGAGAAGAUUCCGGAAUUGCGGGUAGCGACGGAUCCAAUCCUCAAAGCAAUGAAAGGCAAUCGACAUACGCGGAUGAAAGGAGAGCCUGUCAGGGCUUAGUCUGCGAGGGGCUGUUACUAUUGUUGAGAGAUGCUGUAAGAGUAUUGCCAGACUGCCAAGUUGGAUUAGUGCUGAAGCACGUUUUGAGAGCUGAACUGCUGUUAGUUUUAGCCAAUGAUCCUGAUAAUCGCGUACGCACAGCACUGAUCAAGGUGAUACAAACCUACCUGCAACGCGCUAGCGAUGAGGAAGUUAAUAAGUUUAUAAAACAGAAGUAUUUCAUGCAUUUAGGAAAUCAGAUAGCUUUGUAUCCCGGAAGCGAGUCGCUGAUUGUCGCUUUAGAAAACUUAGCUCUACGAGGACCAACGCUAGCGGCGAUGCCGCCGUUAAUGGCGAUGAUUGCAAAGGCCGCAGGCUCUGAUUCAAACGUUGUCAGGCCAAUAAUAUCGUUUGUCACUGACAUAAUAGCAAAGAACACGAGUGCGCUGAGAGUGCUGCUGGAGCAAGGUCUGAUCGAGUCGAUGGCACAAGCCCUGGUCGCGAUCGCGCAUAAAGGUACCUCGUCUUCCCUUCACCGGGACAUUCACGUACUGUUCGUAGCGAUCGCGACCAAGCUUCUAGAAUUACCGGGAAAUCAUCAGAUGCAGGCGGUGCUAGAUCUACACAUGAUACUCGAUUACAUGGAACUGUCGGAGAAGUUACGAUGCCGCGUGAGCUCGACUUGCACGGCCGUAAGAGACGCCCAAGUUGCGCUAUUCGACGGAGAGUUGGACCUGCUCACGACUAAAAUGUCGAAUCCUUCGGGAUUCCGUCUACGCAGCACGGCUUCCUACUUGGCCUCAGCGUCUUACUUUACCUCGGUUCUCACGACAUCCAGCGAGCAGAGCGAUCACGGGUCCCGUUCGUCUAGUUACGCAAACUUUCACACGAACUCGCCCCCGGUGCUACGCGAGCCUAGUAAAGGAGAAUUGAACGAUCGUUUUCGCAUUAUCGUGACACGUGCAUGUGAAUUUAUAAUGGCCGCCGACGCGUCGCCGUCCGUCAACGAAUUGCAGCUAACGAGAAGGCUGUUUUCCAUUCUUCUGCACGGCCUGUGUAGCCCGCUGGAGAAGAAAAAUCACUGGGGUAACACGUGGUCCGUCAGAUCCGCCUUAAGGAAGUACACGGCCAGAAUUAUGGUAUGGUUGCUGGAACCGCAUCAGAGUAUCAAUACGAGAAUAUACGCCAUCAGAUCUCUAAUGGAAGAGCCAAGAGCUCGUGAAAUCUUGUCGUGUAUUCUGGAAGUUCACCCACAGAUGGAGCAAAAGUUUACCGUGUUCUUCUGGGACCUGUUGCAAAAGCGGGACGAGAUGCCGAGUGCCGACGCUAGGGUGUGUGCAGAGUUGAGAGAGGCCCUGCGCGUAUGGAACCUCGCCAAAGGGAUAGAACAAGCUAGUCCCGAAGUGUGGAAUGACGAGUUAGCCUUGCUACGUCGAGAUCUGCUCCCAGAUCAAGAUAUUUGUAUCGACAAUUAUCCCGCGAUUUUAAGAAUCGGCAAGAGGUUCGACACGUUGGCGAAGCAGCUAACCGAAAGCGCCAUGACUAUAACGCGUUCGGUUGUGGAAGAGCAAAACCGCGAGCGUAAAGUAUUGAUGGAGCAGCUGAAACACACGCGAGCAUUGGAGGCUCAGGCGGUGGCCAGAUGGAGAGACAUAGCCAAGCGACUAACACACGAACGGGCGCCGUGGCACUUUCCCGAGAGCUAUCCGAAAAAUUGGGAGUUGGAUCCAACUGAGGGUCCGGCUAGAGUCAGAAUAAGACUUCAGAGGUGUCACCUGAAUAUUGACAAGAAAUUCGUUUUGCCUGAAUAUCAAGAUGGUUUAGCGUCUUCUAAUGCCGAAAUGCCUUUAUCGUACUUAUUUACGAGCGCUCGUGAGGACACCAAUACUGCGGCUCUAAUCGAACGGUUGCACACGAGUGAGAAAAUACGUAAGAUGUCGCAGGCGAAAGUAGUUACACCCAGGGCCGAAUUAGCCGGGGAAGUCCUUAUUGGCGAGACGUGCGUGUAUUUCGUUCCGGACAAUCCCGAUAUGCCAUUACAUACGGACAUAGCAUUGGGUGGUUUCGAUUUGGCUGUGGCCGGUGGUACUGCUUGGCGUCUCGAGGACAUUCGAGAAUUGCACAGAAGAAGAUACCAAUUGCAGGAGAGAGCCAUCGAAAUCUUUCUCAUUACUGGUAGAACGUACCUGCUGGCAUUCAACUCGGCCAAGGAAAGGGACGAAUUCACGACGGAGCUGUCCGCUUGCAAUUUACCCAGGCGAAUCCCCGGCGACGACUUGGGAGAGGCUCUAGCCUUGUGGAGGAGUGGGGCGCUCACUAAUUGGGAAUACAUAACUUGCUUGAACAAACUGGCAGGUCGCUCGUACAACGACUUGAUGCAAUAUCCCGUAUUCCCGUUUGUCCUGGCAGAUUACGUCAGUGAGAAGAUCGACUUGAAUAACCCGAAAAUUUAUCGGAAUUUUAAACGACCGAUGGCUGUGCAAGAUAAAAAGAACGAGCAACACUACAUAAAUAAUUAUAAUUAUUUGAAACAAACUUUAACAGAAGGAUUUAAUCUAAUUGCCUUAAAUCAAGGACCAUUCCAUUAUGGCUCUCAUUAUAGUAAUUCUGGAACUGUAUUACACUUUUUGGUACGGCUUCCACCGUUUACUAGCAUGUUCCUUUGUUAUCAAGAUAACAAUUUUGAUAUUCCCGACCGAACAUUUCAUGCAUUGGCUACCACAUGGAGAUUAACUAGCUGCGAUUCAACGACGGACGUGAAGGAAUUGAUACCCGAAUUUUUCUAUUUGCCUGAGUUUUUAUUAAACUUUGAGGGAUUCAAUUUCGGUGUUCGACAAAAUGGUAACAAAGUCGGAGACGUUGAAUUGCCGAAGUGGUGCGGCGGCGACGCACGUCUAUUUAUCUUGGCGCACAGAGCCGCGCUGGAAUCUGACAUUGUGAGGGAAGUAUUGCCAUAUUGGAUCGAUCUCGUCUUUGGAUUCAGACAGACCGGGAGACCGGCAAUAGAGGCCAUAAAUGUCUUUCACCCGGCGACCUAUUACGGAUUCGACGUAGAGCAGAUAACCGAUCCCUUGGAGCGCCAGGCCUGGGAAACCAUGGUACGAACUUAUGGCCAAACGCCCGCGCAAUUAUUCAGAGCUCCUCAUCCGUUGAUUCAAAAUCUCGGCAAUAUAACGCUGUCUAAUCAGACGCCGCAGGUUAUCGAAGGGAUCGAUGGUAUAAAAUGGGGAAACUACGUGGGCGCGCCUGGCAACGAACCUGUGUUGUGUUGGAAACUUAAACACAAAACUCCGCUAGCUUCUCUAGUUCCUCUAGCGACCGGUGACGUUUUCGGUUUGCCUAAUCACACCACGCUUCUCCUCGGUUAUACCAAGGAAAAAGGUAGCAGCAUGUUGAGCGGUAUGUCUGUAUUGGGUGUCGCAUUAGCGUCGUGGAGCGGCACAGAUGGAAUUGCUAGAUUAAAAUGUAAGAAGGAACAGCCGCCAAAGCCUCUAAUUAAAUCUUCAGGCCUCGAUCCCAUCACGACGUUGGCGUCUACUCCCGACUGCGGGCAGCUCUGGGUUGGACAUUUAUCAGGCAGAAUCACGGUGCAUGCGUACACCAUAGGGAGUACGGGUAAAAUCGAGUUCAGUUCAGCGUCCGCGACAGUACUUUUGGCUCACAGCAGUCGGGUGACGGUGAUAUCUCUGUCACGUACGUUUAGCGUCGCCUGUUCCGGCGAUGGCAGUGGCGUCAUUGUUAUUUGGGACUUGAACAGCCUAACGUACGUGAGGUCAAUAGUCCGUGACCAAGGUUACGCGAUACAUCUCCUGUGUAUUAGCGAGACGCUCGGGGAUGUAGCCGCUACUUGUGACAUUCCCAGGUCGGAGCACAACGCGAGCAACAAUCAGUCCGAAUUAACGGUGCAUACUGUAAACGCGAGGGCCGUGGGCUCCAUUUUAUCGAGAAGACGCGUAACGGCACUCUGUUAUAGCAACGCACCGGAGGGUGUUUCGGUCAAUGUCGUCGCAACCGGCCUAGACAACGGAAUAAUAAGAUUGUGGAGCAGUUGGGACCUGCAGUUAGUCAGGGAAAUUUCAAGUAACGCGAGAGGUUGCGGCGCGAUAAUCGCCGUGGCGUGGCCUCUGGAUCAGCAUCAUUUGUACGCGGUCACGGAGGACUCCACCGUGCUCAUUUGGGAGGGGUCUAAGCGUCUCAGCAACGGCACUCCGAAAUUCGUCAACUUGACGUCGUACUAAUCUGUAGAAUCAUCAUCCCAACCAUUUAAACGGGAAGAAAUGGCGUACCCAUUGGGACGAGAGCUUAUAUAUAAAGAAAGAGAGCUGGAUUGGAAGCAUAAACACGAGAUUAUUUUCUACAUUACGGUUGUAAUGUUUAUGCUAACGUUCAGCUUCCUUGUAGCAUUUCUUAAUAUGAUUUCCUGAUGUGUAAUUGGAGCUUCUACUUCGUUCCGCGUUAUUAUGUAAGAAACAAUGUAUUCGUCUCGGCUAAUCGCAUUUAUCCUCUCCCUCUCUCUUUAUUUUUACCCCUAGUUGUAAUCAUGACAACGUAUUGAAGAAGAAAGUGAACAAUAUGCCGAAGUAUUAUUUUUAUCGAUUCUCCCGAUAUAAUACGAGUGUACACCCGUAAUUAUAUAUUUUGCAUUAUAUUUUUAUAUAAAUUUUUCUAUGGAUCAUGCAUUCGUAUAGAUUGUACAUCUCAUUGGUCAGUGCUAUAAUUUAUACAUAUAAAUUUUUAUAGGGUAAUUACAUAAUGCAACAUAAUACACGACAGACGCGUUUGUACGAACGAACGUUUCUCCAAUGUUUGCAUUCCUCUCGCUGAUACCACUAUGCAAAUGUAUGUAUAUAUGUAUAUGUAUAUCGAAUAAAUCUUCACUGCAUUAGG
Messenger RNA from Vollenhovia emeryi, 12397 nucleotides. RefSeq names its product lysosomal-trafficking regulator (gene mv). Gene Ontology annotation, cellular component: membrane; cytosol. The transcript is spliced from 34 exons. The coding region runs from base 1282 to 11748 and encodes 3488 amino acids. Gene Ontology annotation, biological process: intracellular protein localization. NCBI's taxonomy places the organism in Eukaryota, Metazoa, Arthropoda, Insecta, Hymenoptera, Formicidae. Gene Ontology annotation, molecular function: protein kinase binding. The record is from RefSeq and is a predicted model, not a curated record.